Effrenium voratum is the source of this 680-nucleotide messenger RNA. The record is from the annotation of a GenBank genome assembly. Lineage: Eukaryota; Dinophyceae; Suessiales; Symbiodiniaceae.
GCUUCCUGGACGGAGUGAAGAUUACCAAGGUCCGAGGCGAGGCGAUGCAGGCCGCCGCGGAUGCGGCGGCCUCGGGCAUGGUCAGCGUGGUAGGCUUAGAUAGCGAGAAGACGGAGCAGCUCUGCGCCACGGCCUCCGAGCUCUCGGGAAAGAGGGUGCAGAUCGCGAACUACCUGUGCAAGGGCAACUACACCGUCUCCGGUGACAAGGAGGCCUGUGCCAAGCUGGCGGAGAUCGCAAAGCCCGAGUUCAAGGCGCGCAUGGCGGUGCCUCUUGCCGUGGCCGGAGCCUUCCACACGGACUUCAUGGCACCAGCAGUGGAGAAGCUGAAGGAGGUGCUCGCGAGUGUGGACCUCCAGACACCUCGCAUCCCCGUGGUGUCCAACGUGGACGCCAAGCCACACUCCGACCCUGAGAUGAUCAAGGAGAUCCUGGCAAAGCAGGUGACCGCCCCGGUGCGGUGGGAGACCCAAAUGAAGGACCUGGUGGCCUCCGGCGGCUUCGAGCGGGGCUUCGAGUGCGGUCCUGGCAAGGUGAUCGCAGGCAUCAUGAAGCGCAUCGACAAGGGUGCGGCGAAGAACAUCACGGGCGUGCCCGUUUGAGCGGCGAGCUGUGGCGCGUGCCAUUGAGACCCUUGAUGCGACCAAAUGGGGGUCCAUUUGGGUUUGUCCUUGCGGGGG